AUGAUCAAUCGCCUCAAAAUGGCUUUUGAGGCACAGGCAAGAAGCUCUUUUGCUACUACCGCUUUGUCUACUGGGACUGUCGCCCCUAGCGCUUCGUCUUGGUCUAACCAGCCCACCGGAGCCUUGCAGCCGCACGCCCAGGGCGGGACGUCGCAAACAGGUACGCUUUCUGAGCGACAUGCAUGGCUCCCUUGAUGCCAUAUGCGAUCUUUACUGAAAUUCAGAUUUGAAAGAAGACAAAUGAUGAAAGCCAACUUUUAUUUAGUCUGCGCAAAUACGACCAGCUAUGCCGAGAAAGAAAUCAUGACGCGCACAGGUGCAACUCCUUUACCUGCACCCCGAGGUGACCGCUUCGACGUAAUGUCCGCAGCAACAGAGAGCACAUGCCUGUUGUUUAACAAUCAAGACAAUGCGGACAAUUUUUCCAAGGUGAAUAACCAGAUGGUCCAGUGGGCGGAAGACCUGAAUAGCAACUGGUGCCAGUGCUUCUUCUUCGAGUCACUGGUUGAUAAAGAGAAGUACAGGGAGUGGCACACGACCAAGGUCCACCCGGUACUCCGCGCCUGGGCCUAUUUCAACAGGUCAGAGGGACAGCGGGAGGACUUCGAUGAGCUGGAGGACUGGACCGAUUGCUUUGCGCACACUUUUUUCUGGAUGUGGAUGCGGUGCGUCUUAACGCACACAGCCGAGAAGAAGCCGUAUUUUGUGCGGACGAAAGAUUCGCGAGUGCAGCAGCGUUUGCGAGGCCGCCGACUGAAGUUAAAGCAAGACCUAGAAGCGUUUUUGAAGGGGGUUUGCCGUGAGCACAAGUCGGAGCUGACGGAAACGGAAUUGAACAGAAUCCGCUUACCCGACAUGAUUCGAUUGUACAUGUAUAAAGCUUUUCCCGGCGCAUACGAAGACAUGAAGCGCGGCAGAAAGCUGUGGCGAAUGUUGAAAGUCGACAAACACGGCAGAGAAGGAGAAAAGGGUUUCUCAAAACUGCACGCGGCUGUCGACUGCACAGAGGCAAAUGUCAGGAACGUGCACCACGAGCUGAUCGAUUUAGCGAAGCAAUGCGCAGAAGCAUUUCCGGGCACAGCUGCUGAAAAUCUGAAGAAGCUGGUCUUGUACAUGAACGAGGCUAAAGACACUGCGCGGGAUCAUGCAAACUGGUUUCGCAUGACGCAUGAAGAUGCGGGGCGUCGAGCGGAGUACAACAAGAUUGCGCAGCUGUUGGAACGAGUCGAAGUGACGGGCCAGGUUCCGGAGCGUUCUGACAUUGUGCACCGCUGAUAUCUUUCUAAGUAAAACGCGACGGGCGCGUCCUGGGCGAGAAGCUGUUUCUGGUGCGUUGCCGCCAACGGGGGUCUCUUUAUUCUAUUUUUAUACUUUCUAUGUAGUUGUUAAUCGAGUGUGCAUCCACUCAUGUAUAGACAGAAUUUAAUGUCAAUGACAAACACGACACAGAUGAUGAUGAUAAUGAUCAUGUUAAUCGAUGCCCUUACUCUUUUAGAACGUGUAUCAAAGGUCCCCUCGAAAUCAAGACUGACACUAUUCGUAUCCCACACAACAAAGGUUCCAUUUUUUACACUUUUCUGUAAACGGGUUUAGGGUUUAGGAAUCCAGAGUUUUCAAAAU
Amoebophrya sp. A120 is the source of this 1620-nucleotide messenger RNA. NCBI's taxonomy places the organism in Eukaryota, Dinophyceae, Syndiniales, Amoebophryaceae. The record is from the annotation of a GenBank genome assembly.